Molecule: messenger RNA, 15114 nt
Organism: Copidosoma floridanum
Lineage: Eukaryota; Metazoa; Arthropoda; Insecta; Hymenoptera; Encyrtidae
Gene: ft
Product: cadherin-related tumor suppressor fat
Biological process (GO): homophilic cell-cell adhesion
Cellular component (GO): plasma membrane
Molecular function (GO): calcium ion binding
Source: RefSeq, a predicted model, not a curated record
AUGCAGAGUCGAGCCGUCGAGAAGAGGGCCCAGCUCGAGGUUAAGGAGGGCGAGCCUCUGGGUACCCUCGUCGGCCGAAUACCCGUGAUACCGGACUUUACCUACCGGUUCAACGAGCAGCCCAAGGAAUUUAAUCUGGACCCCGUGUCGGGGGAGAUCAGGACGGCCGUGCUCCUCGACAGGGAAAGAUUGACGAGCGACCGGUUCGACCUGGUGGUGCUGUCGAGCCAGCCGACCUACCCGAUCGAAGUUAAAAUACGCGUGAUCGACGUCAACGACAACGCCCCGGAGUUUCCCGAGUCGAGCAUCGCCGUGAGCUUCGCCGAGUCGGCCAGUGCUGGCACGAAGCUGCUGCUCGACACCGCGACCGACAGGGACACCCCGGAGAACGGCAUCACCGAUGACUACUCCAUCGUGGACGGCAACGCCGAUGGCAAGUUUCGACUUUUGGUCACUGGAAACCCAAGCAUCUCGUCGUCCUACCUCCACUUGGAGACAACGAGCAAACUCGACCGCGAGCAAAUCGAGUACUACUCGCUGAACGUGUGCGCGCGCGAUCGGGGCCAACCACCGAAGCUUGGCUGCCUGUUGGUCAACGUGACGGUGCUCGACGUCAACGACAACCCACCGAUGUUCCUUCAGAGCGAGUACGUGGCCGUACUCAACGAAAGCUCCCCGGUGGGCACGCACAUUCUCACCGUUCAAGCCUACGACAAGGACAGCGAGGACAACGCGAGGCUCACGUACUACCUGUCGGAGACGAACGAGCGCCAAUUCAGCGUGAACCCCGAGACGGGAGAGGUUACGACGAGCGAGGCGCCCCUCGAGUGUCCCCAGCAGCAGAGCUGCCAGGACCAGCGGGCCAAGAGACACUCGGCCGGUGGGUGUCCGAAGAGCUGCGUUAUUGCGGUCUUUGCCCAGGAUCACGGUACGCCCCGGCAGGAAGGCCGUACCUACGUGACGGUCAACCUGUUGGACUCGAACGACCACGACCCCGAGAUCCGGUUCACGUAUUUCCCGCCGACCUCGGGCUUCGCGACGGUCGACGAGAACGCGGCCAAGGGCUCGAUAGUCGCCGCGAUUGGCGUGAUCGACGCCGACGAGGGACUCAAUAGCGAGACGAGCAUCGAGAUAAGGGCCGGCAACGAGCUCCGGCACUUUGAGCUAACCGGGUACAACGACGACGAGGCCUCGGCCCAGAGUUUCCGCCUCGUGCGGGUCAACGGCAAGCUGGACCGCGAGGAGAUACCCAAGUACAAUUUGACGAUCGUCGCCCGGGACCGGGGCAACCCGCCGAGGUCGGCCACGGCUUACCUAGCCAUCCACGUGAACGACGUGAACGACCACGAGCCGGUGUUCCAGCAGAGCGAGUACUCGGCCGUCCUCUCGGAGCUCUCGCCGGUGGGGAGCUUCGUGGCGAGUAUCACGGCCACGGAUGCGGACACGGGACUCAACGCGCGCAUCUACUACGACUUCGAGGCUACGGGGAACGAGCACGCCUGGUUCGCCAUAGAUCGGGACACGGGCCUGGUGACGACGCGGGCCACCCUGGACCGAGAGAUCGAGGGUAGCGUGGAGCUGCGGGUUCAGGCCAGGGAUGGCGGACCCAAUCCAAAGUUCGUCUCGACCCACCUGCGCGUCACGAUUCUCGACGAGAACGACGAGGUGCCCAAGUUUGCGAGCAGCUACCUGGAGGUCGCGCUCUCGGAGAACACGCCAGCCGACAGUCUGGUGGCCACCUUGUCGGCCGUCGACAACGACCAGGGGACCAACGGCAGCGUUGCGUACAGCCUGCACCCGAGCGUGCUGCGCGAUUAUCCACGGACCUUUGCCCUGGACUCCCUGACGGGCCAGUUGAUGACGAAGGUCACCCUGGACAGGGAACGGAUGGCCGAGUACCGAAUACUCGUGGUGGCGAGGGACCAGGGCAGCCCGACCCAGAGCUCCACCGCCACGGUUCUACUGAGCAUCGAGGAUGUCAACGACAACGCACCCGUCUUCUACCCAACCACGUACUUCUUCCCUGUGGGAAGGGAUUCGACACGCGGCACCCUCGCGGGUAAGCUCUUUGCCACAGACGCCGACUCGAAGGAGAACGCGCUCAUCAGGUACAGCCUCGAAUCGGGUGGCGACGGGGGGCUCUUUGCCAUGGACGAAAGGACCGGCGAGCUGUUCCUGCAGGGCCCGCUGCGCCACAGGAGUCUCUUCAAGCUGACUGUCUCCGCCAGGGACAACGGCGACAGAGCUGCCGCGAGAAACGCCCUGGUCGAGGUAGUCGACAGAGAAAGCUUGGUGCACCUUGAGUUCAAGGCCUUCGACAACGGCUACCGUUUCCGAGUGAUGGAGCACCAUGGCGACUGCUCGGACAAGCUCGCGUACAAAAACACACCAUCGAGGGACGUCGGAACCGUCCAGGUUGACGUGCAGCAGGGCCAAAAAAUAGCGUCAGUCACCUACGCCAUUGUCCUCGGGGAUCCGGAGGGCCGAUUCAGGAUAGACGAGUCAACGGGUGCCAUAACCACGGCUGGCUGCAUCGACCGCGAGAAGACGGCCCAGUACAAUCUGCAGGUAUCAGCACGAGCGGGCCUGGCGUACGGUUUGGCGAGAGUGAACGUCAGCGUGCUCGACAGCAACGACAAUCCACCCAGGUUCUCCAGCGAGGAGCGCGAGGAGGACGUCCCGCUGAACGAGCUUGCGGCCGUGGGUCAAGAGGUCUGCUUGGCGCGAGCCCGCGACAGGGACGUGGGACUCAACGCUCGCGUCGUCUACUCGUUGACGCGCAAUCCUGGCCAACAGUUCCGCAUAGCCGAGGGUACGGGAAUCGUGUAUUUGGCCAAGCCGGUCACCCAGCCACCGGGAACGGUCCUCCAGAUCGAAGUGACCGCCCGGGAUUCAGCGGGGGCCGAGCAACAGCAACACUCCCUCGCCACGACCCAGCAGAUUCGGGUGGUCAUCGAGGACGCUAACAAUCACACGCCGGUCUUUGAGCUGCCGAGCUACGAGACCUCGCUGCCCGAGUCGACACCCGUGAACGAGCGGUUCUUCGGACUACUGGCCUCGGACGCGGAUUUUGGACCAAACAACGGCCGAGUGUCCUACUGGAUAAGCGAGGGCAACUCCGAGGGCCGGUUCGGCAUCUUCCCCGACGGGCAGCUCUACGUGCGCAACGAGCUGGACCGCGAGGAGCAGGACUACUACGCCCUGGAGGUUACAGCAAGCGACCACGGUAACCCAAAGCGGAGCUCGAGCGUGUCCCUGGUCGUGCACGUGGUCGAUGAGAACGACAACGCGCCGCAGUUUGGCAACUCGAGCUUCACCUUCCACCUGCGCGAGAACGAGCCCGCCGACACGUUCGUCGGCAAACUCGUGGCCAGCGACCGCGACGCAGGACGAAAUGCCGAUCUGACCUACUCUCUGCCCGCCACCCAGCAGGACUUUGCGGUGGACCCGCGCAAUGGUUUCGUGAGGUCGCUGCGAGCCUUCGACCGGGAACACCUGGUGGCCAGCACCGGAGGGAACGUGAUCAGCCUCGAGGCGACCGUCCACGACAACGGGGCGAUGGGCCGACUCAGAGACCGGGUCAAGAUGAGCGUCUACAUUGGCGAUGUGAACGACAAUGCGCCUCAGUUCAAGCGACUGCCCUACCAAAUCCAAGUGAGCGAGGCCGCAGCCGUAGGGAACCAGUUGCUGCGCGUCUACACCUCGGACGCCGACGAGGGACUCAACGGGGACGUGUUUUACACCCUGGAGGACAGCGGUGACGAGCAGUUUGCCAUCGACGAGGCCACGGGUCAGAUAAUCCUGGCCAAAAGGCUGGACCGAGAGUCGCGCGACACCUACCGACUAACCGUGGUGGCUCAUGACGCGGGCCAGGAGAUGCAGCUGUCGGCGAGCGCCACGGUCGACGUGGAUGUGCUCGACGAGAACGACAACGCGCCACGCUUUGUCGACGGCAAGCCGAGGAUAUCGGUACCCGAGACGACCGCGCUCAACGUCGAGCUGCUGCGCUUCAGGGCGACCGACGCCGACCUCGGGAGCAACGCUGAGCUGAGCUACGCCAUAACCGCGGGCAACAAGUACGACGCGUUCCACGUCGAACCAGCCACUGGAGCACUCUACCUGCGCAAGCCCCUCGACUACGAGGACCAAAAGUUCCACCAGCUGAACGUGAGCUGCAGCGAUUCUGGCCACCCACGGCUGAGCAGCCUCGUUAGUCUGCGCGUCGACGUGGUCGACGCCAACGACAACCCGCCUGUUUUCCCGAACACGGCCAUCGUCCGGCAGAUCGUCGAGGGCCUGCCGGUUCACCGGCCCGUGGUGACUGUCAGCGCCGAGGACCCGGACUCGGGUGACAACGGCUUGGUCAGCUACGCGAUCGCCAGCCAGGAACCCGAGGACGAGAAACGCCGCUUCGGCAUCAACCCGGCAACCGCGGUGAUUCACACCCUCCUGCCGAUCGAGCGCGAGGAGAUAGACACCUUCAAACUCAUUGUCGUUGCCACGGACACGGCCCAGCCGACUUCCAGCAGACUAUCGGCCGAGAAGUCGGUCACGGUCAUUGUGACCGACGUCAACGACAACGCGCCCGUCUUUGUCAACAUGCCGGCCUUUGUGUUGCCGCGCACCUCUCCCCUCAGGGAUGAGCCGGUACAGAUCGGGCAGUUUCUGGCCCGAGACGCCGAUUCCAGCACCAACGGCCAGGUGACGUACGAGCUGCUACGCAGCGACAACAACUACACGGACCUGGUGCAGAUACAUCGUGGCACUGGGAUGCUCGCGAUGCGGCUCUUGGGUGGGGUCGUCUUCGGGCGCGUGGACAGGUUGCGGGUGGGAGUGCGGGCGAGCGACGAGGCCAGCCAGGCCGAACGCCGGUCCACCGAGAGCUACGCGACCCUCAUAGUGCCGGGCGCCGAGGGCGAUGGCCCGGUUUGGGAGCAUAGCGGGACCCUCGAGGGAAGCGUACGGGAGAACGAAGCAGUGGGUACCAGUGUGUUGCGCGUCAGGGCCAAGAGUCGAAGGAGAUCGGGGGUGGUGGUAGCAGGAGACGAACCGGUCGUCGAGUACUACGUGACCAACGUGACUGCCGGGGUGGAUGGGCCGAUGGUGGACAGGCUCUUUGACGUCGACGCCAGAUCGGGGCUGCUGUCUACGGCCGCGCCCUUGGACCGGGAGCUCGGCGCCGAAUGGUACGAGGUUGAGGUCUACGCGGUCGUCGUUGGAGCAGCAAGGCCCAGCACGUCCUCGACAAAGGUGCGCGUGAGGGUGGAGGACAAAAACGACGUAGCGCCGAGGUGGGCUCCCGGGCCCUGGAGGUUCAACGUCUCGGAGGAAGCGCCACUCAAUACCCUCGUCGCGGUCCUCAAAACCCACGACCCGGAUACCGUUGGCACCGUCAAAUACACCAUCGUCAGCUCGACGAAAAAUCCACACGGUGACGAGGAAAGCUACAGACUGUCAAGCCCGUUCAAGUUGGACUCGGGAACGGGUCAGCUGCGACUCGGCGAGGCUCUCGACCGCGAGACCAGGGAGAGCUACGCGCUGAGGGUGAGGGCCGACGACGGGGCCCAGCACACCGACGUCACUCUUACCGUCAUCGUGACGGACACGAACGACAACGCGCCAGUUUUCCAAGCGACGGCCUACUCGUUCGACGUCCUGGAGAACAUGCCGCGCGGCAGCCGAGUCGGCCAAGUCGCGGCGAGCGACGCCGACGGGCCCGGGCCGAACAGCCAGAUCAGCUACGCGCUCAUCUCCGACUGGGCCAACGACGUAUUCUCGCUCAACCCGAGCACCGGGGUCUUCACCCUCACGGCCAACCUCGACUACGAACAGGUGCAGCACUACAUCCUCGUGGUGCAGGCGACGGACUCGGGCUCGCCGGCGGCGUUGUCGUCGACGGUGACGGUCUACUGCAACGUGGUCGACCUGAACGACAACGCGCCGAUGUUCGAGCCGGGGGCUCGUGCGGUUGACCUGCCGGAAAACGUGGCGGUGGGCGCGCUCGUGUUGGGGACGCGCGCCACCGAUCUCGACGCCGGGGACAACGGACUGAUCGGCUACGCGAUCGUCGCUGGUGACGACAACGGAGACUUUGGGGUCGCCGCCAACGGGACCAUCUACACGAGGAGGGAACUCGACCGCGAGGCCAAGAGCGUUUACGGCCUCGUGCUCGAGGCCAGGGACGCCCCGAGAGCACCGGCCAAGCCACUCGCCUCCACCAUACAGAUAACGGUGAGCCUGACGGACGUGAACGACCAGGCGCCAGAGUUCGUGUCCACGAACCAGACGAGCGUCACGGAGGGCGUGGCCAUCAACAGCGUCGUGAUGGUGGUCAAGGCCGUGGACAGGGACGAGGGCCGCAACGGCUACGUCGAGUACUCCCUGGCCCCGGGCCAAGGGGAGGUGCCCUUCGCCCUCGGCUCGGUGGAUGGGGUCCUGAGGGUCUCCGGACCCCUCGACCGCGAGCACCGCUCCAACUACGAGCUCGCGCUCACGGCCAAGGACAGGGGCGAGCCCCCGCGUAUCACCGCCCAACGCGUCCUCGUCAACGUCCUCGACGAGAACGACAACUCACCCGUUUUCGACCCCAGACGCUACUCCGCCAGCAUCGCCGAGAACGCGAGCAUCGGCGCCAACGUCCUCCAGGUGUCGGCGAGCGACCGGGACGAGGGUGCGAACGGCCGGCUGCGCUACAGCAUAGCCUCGGGCGACGACAAUCGGGACUUUGCGAUCUCGGAGGACGGGGGCGCGAUCAGGGUCGCCAGGAGCCUGAACUUUGAGCGCAAGCCGAGCUACAGGCUGCAGGUGCAGGCCGAGGACUGCGCCCCCGAGUUGGGAGGUGACGCGAGGUUCGACCACGCCGAGGUCAUCAUCAGCGUCCUCGACGUCAACGACAAUGCGCCGCUGUUCCGCGACUCGCCCUACCUGGCCCACGUCAUGGAGAACAUGCUGCCACCCGCCUCGGGUUUUGUCAUGCAGGUGAAGGCGUACGAUGCGGACACGCCGCCCUACAACGAUCAGGUACGCUACUUCAUCAAGGAGGGCGACACCGACCUCUUCCGCAUAAACGCCAGCACGGGCGAGAUCUUUCUCCUGAGGCCGCUCGACCGCGAACGCGUCCCGGAGUACGUGCUCACCCUCCUCGCCAUGGACACAGGCACGCUUCCGCUCACCAGCUCAGGCAGCGUGAGGAUCCUCGUUCUGGACGUGAACGACCACGCGCCCGAGUUCGGCCGUCAGGAGUACAGGGCUGAGGUGAUGGAAAACCUCGCCGUCGGGGCCUGGGUUGCUAAUCCCCUGGCCACCGACAGGGACGACGGACUCAACGCCCAAAUCCGUUACAGCUUGUUGGGCGACGGAGCCGAGAGGUUCCAAGUGAACUCGAGUACCGGGGAGAUCGUCACUCUGGAGCCCCUCGACCGCGAACAGCACGACGUUUACCACCUGACUCUCGUCGCUCAGGACUCCAGUCCGACGGAACCGCGCGCCUCCGCGGCCAAUCUCACCAUAAGCGUCCGCGACUCGAACGACAACACGCCCAGGUUCUCGAGCCCGAGGUACACGGCUUACGUUCCCGACACCACGAGCAAAGGCGAUUUUGUGUUCGGCGCCAAAGCCAGUGACGACGACGAGGGUGACAACUCCCGCAUCGUGUACCGGCUCCACGGCAAGGACGCGCGUCGCUUCGGCGUGGACUCGCGCAGCGGGGUGGUGCGCGCACUCGAGGACCUCGCCAUGGGCGGCCAAAACACCUACCAGCUGCAGAUCGAGGCUUCGGACUGUGGGAGCGAGCCGCGCGCGGUCUCGGUCGAUUUGGUCGUUCAUCUGUGGGAGCGCCAGUUGUUCCCGUGCUUCGGACCCGGGACCGAGACGCGGUUCACCCUCAGGGAGGACGCGCCCGAGGGCAGAGUCGUCACGACGCUGAGCGCCUCGACGCCCAAAACCGGGCCGGCCAGUGAACUCGUUUUCGGCAUGGCCGGGGGCAACGUCGGGGACUCGCUAAGGAUCGAGCCGCGCACCGGGGAUGUGGUUAUUGCAUCUGGAUUUGACUACGAAACUUUGCCGAGCUACGAGGCGUGGGUGGAGGUUCGGGAUUCCGGCAAUCCUUCGCUAAGAAGCGUCAUUCAGCUUCUAGUCAACGUCACCGAUGCUAAUGACAAUGCUCCCGUCAUGGAUAUGCCAAAUUACAACGCCUCCGUUCCAGAGGAAGACUACCCACCGUCUCGCGUGGCAAGAGUAUCGGCCAAAGACGCCGACUCUGGUGAAAAUAGCGAGAUCACGUACCAUCUGCUCAAUGAUUUUGACGAGGUGUUCGUGAUUGACGAGUUUUCUGGGGAGAUAAGCACAAAUUCCAUGCUGGACAGAGAGAAGGUGUCGUCGUAUAAAUUGAUAGUCGAAGCUUGGGAUCGCGGGGUACCGCGUCUUACCGGCACAGCGACGGUUUUCGUGACCGUCCUCGAUAAAAAUGACAAUCCGCCUCGAUUCACCCGACUGUUCAACGUCAAUGUCACCGAAAACUCUGAGAUCGGUACUUUUGUCAUCCGCAUCACCACGACAGACCUGGACAUGGAACACAAUGCCAACGUGACGUACAGUUUCACCGAAAAUUCCAGCAACAAGUUUACCAUAGAUCCAAUCAGCGGUAACGUCACUGUGGCCGGUAAUUUGGACCGCGAAGUUCAGGAUGAAUACCUGUUAAAAGUCGUGGCUACCGAUAGAGCAUGGAUCACGGAAACACCCCUGACCAUAUCCGUCCAGGACCAAAAUGAUAAUCCUCCGGAAUUCGAGAAACAGACGUACUACUUCCAUUUUCCAGAGUUGCAAGAGAAAAUGGCCCACAUAGGGCAAGUCGUAGCGAGCGAUGAGGACAAGCUGGGGGCUAAUUCCGAUGUUUCUUACAGCUUACUGCAGCCAUCUGAUUUAUUUUCGAUUGAUCCCGCGAUGGGGGAUAUUUAUUGCAAAAAAACCAUGCGUUACAAAUACACGAAAAGCCGGGCAUCGCCGGAGAACGUUUAUUCGUUCUACGUUGUAGCUAUGGACAAUGGAAAACCCCCGUUGUCCUCUAAAACACUGGUCUACGUGAAUAUCGUUGAUGCCAACAACCAUGCGCCGAAAUUUGAACACAGAGCGUAUUUGUGGCCAGUGCCAGAGGGAUACCCUAGCAAUAAGAAAGUGGCUCAAUUCGUUGCUUCGGACAGAGAAGAUUUCGGCGUCAACGCCGAGAUCGAAUACUUCAUCGUUGCUGGAAACGGAAGCGACUACUUUUACGUGGAACCGAAUUCUGGAUGGAUCUACAUAAAGAAAAGCAUGGCUGAAUUCAACACCGGCACGGUAUUUACGAUCAAAGGAAAGGCUACAGAUAAGGGCGUUCCUGUACGGAGUGACGAAAUUUGGGCAACUCUUAUUGUGACUGGGGAAAACAAGCACGCCCCGGCUUUUGCUGCAGUCAGUUAUCAAGUUCGAGUGCCGGAAAAUGAGCCGGCGAAUACGACCAUUUUAACUGUGAACGCUGUGGACUCUGACAGCGGGCCCAACGGAAUGGUCAGGUAUGAGAUUUCAGCUGGCAACGAGCGUCACGAGUUCUCCAUCCAUCCAAUUACUGGUGCCAUAACCAUUCUUGAAGCUUUGGACUACGAUACAGUCACAGAGUACAAACUUAACAUCACUGCCAGAGACUUAGGGUUCGCAUCAAAGUCUGCAGUCGCAACGUUGAUCGUAAAUGUAUCCGACGUCAAUGACAAUCCACCAAAGUUCAAUCAGAGCUUGUACCAAGCUUACUUACCCGAGAAUUCGCCGUCCCAACAUUUUGUAUUCAAAGUUGUGGCGACAGAUAUUGACUCACCCAAGUAUUCUGUCAUUCAAUAUCGAAUCAUCGGUGGAACUGGCAAGGAGUACUUUAAUAUCGAACAAAGCACUGGGAUUAUCAAAUCGAAGACGACCUUCGAUUACGAAGAGGUCAACGAGUACACGUUGGACGUCAUUGCUGCGAAUCCAGACACAAACUCUCAAGUGGUCGGUGCUACAACUGUAUUGGUUCACAUAACUGGCGUCAACGAGUUUUAUCCUAAAUUCAUCCAACCGGUUUUCCACAUGGAUGUUUCCGAAAGCGCGGAAAUUGGAACUUUUGUUGGUCUAGUCCAAGCCACCGAUCAAGAUGCCGGAAGCGACGGAAAAGUUUAUUACUUGUUCGUCGGUUCCUCGAACGAUCGUGGAUUCUCGAUCGGAUCGGAAACCGGAGUAAUAAGUAUAUCAAGGAGACUGGACAGGGAAACACAAAAUCGAGCUAUUCUGACUGUAAUGGCAAAGAAUGCUGGAGGUAUCAGGGGCAACGACACCGACGAAGCUCAGAUAAUUAUUUCGAUUCAAGAUGGAAACGAUCCUCCAGAGUUCUUAGAAAAUCUGUACGAAGCCAGUGUUCCCGAGGGAGAAAACACGGGAUCUAAGAUAUUGACCGUGCGGGCCGUCGAUAAGGACGUUAGACCCCAGAACAACCAAUUUUCGUACUCGAUAAUCGGCGGGAAUGUCGGACAAGCUUUUAAAAUCGAUCCGCAGUCCGGGGACCUCGAAACCGCGAAGCAUCUGGACCGGGAAACAGUGCAAAGCUACGAAUUGAUCAUCGGGGCCAUCGACACCGGCAGUCCACCUCAAACCGGAAGUACCACGGUGAAGAUCGAGCUGCUCGACGUGAACGACAAUGGUCCUGUUUUCGAUUUCAAGGAAAUUGUCGGGUACGUCAGUGAAAACGAGCCAGCCGGUACGAGCAUUAUGACACUGAGCGCUACCGAUCCCGAUUUACCCCCAAACGGGGCUCCAUUCUCGUACAGGCUAAUCGGAGGAAAACAAAUGGACUUGGUCCACUUGGAGAAACAUUCGGGCAUCUUGAAGACCACCAGAAGCUUGGACAGAGAAGCUACACCGCAGCUAGAUUUUUUGGUCGAAGUGGAGGACUCGGGUACACCAAGGCUGAGCAGCGAACACGCGAUAACCGUCCACGUCCUCGACCAGAACGACAGUCCAUCGAGUCCGAGGUCCGUCCACGUGAAGGUUUACUCGUUCAACGGGCAGACGCCCCUCGGCAAGAUAGCCGACGUGCAUCCCAACGAUCCCGACACCAGCGGCGACUACACCUGCAGGAUCCUUCAGGGCUCGGCCGGACCGCUGAACAUCCCUGCCGCGUGCGAUUUGCAUGCCGGCAAAAUCACGCCAGGCAUCGGAUACUCGUUGAGCGUGUCAGGAAACGAUGGAAGGCAUCCAGACGUAGUGUCCAAAGUUAGCUUGGAGUUUCUCACCUUCUCGAACGCGACCGUGGAGAAUACGGUGACGAUGCAGAUCGUAAGGAUGAAAACUGUCGAUUUUUUGGGCAAGUACUACGUGGCGCUCCUGGAUCUGCUUCAAGAGGAGCUCGACGUUGGCGAUACCCUCGGUAUAUACAGCAUCGACGAAAUUGACGGCCAUACGGAAGUUUACAUGGCUAUGCACUCUUCACAAGGGUAUCGUACGAAGCACGAGGUGAAGGAAAUCUUGACCAAGAAGAGCUGGCGAAUCGAAACUUUACUCGAAGGAGCAAACGUCAUGAUCGGGUAUUCGCCGUGCAAGAUCGACGCGUGCAACAACGGUGGAGUUUGCAGCGACAAAAUCGUAGUUUACGAGGAUUCAAGGAUCACGGAUACUCCGACUUUGAUAUUAACAUCGCCCAAAGUUGCGCACGAGAUGGUGUGCAAGUGCCGGGAUGGUUUUACUGGGGAGAAAUGCGAAAAGAAGCAAGACCCGUGUUCACCCAACCCUUGCCAAUCGGGAGGACAGUGUCGUCGCGUCGGCUUCGAUUUCCACUGCAGCUGUUCACCCGACCGCGAAGGCAAGCUGUGCGAGCUGGAGAGAGGCGACGCGUGCGCCAGCAAUCCCUGCAGAAACGGCGGCGUAUGCAAGGAAAGUCCCGACGGCUCGAGUUUCUUCUGCCUAUGCCGAACGGGUUAUCGCGGCAACCACUGCGAGGUCUUGACCGACUCUUGUCGGCCCAAUCCAUGCUUGCACGGUGGUCUCUGCGUCAGCGAAAAACCAGGGUAUCGUUGCAGCUGCCUCGAGGGCCGUUACGGCCGUCACUGCGAGCGCUCGACCUUCAGCUUCGAUGAGCUCUCGUACAUGACCUUUCCCUCCCUCGACUCCAACACCAACGAUGUGACCAUCGUCUUCGCGACCACGAAGCCCAACGCGCUGCUGCUCUACAAUUACGGGGUCCAGAGUGGCGGACGCUCCGACUUUAUUGUGCUGGAACUCGUCAACGGCAAGCUGGUGUUUUCCUGCGGAGGAGCCAGAAGCGCCAUAACUACCCUCACCGUGAAAUCGGACAAGUCGUUGGCCGACGGAAGUUGGAACAAGGUGACUGCCACGAGAAACGGCCGGGUCGUCUCGUUGAGCGUGUCCAAGUGCAAGGAGCACGGAGACUUGUGCGAUGAUUGCAGACCCGGGGACGGCACUUGCUACGCCGAGGACGUCGGUCUCACGGGAACACUGAACUUUAACAAGAAUCCCCUGCUACUCGGCGGUUUGGUCAACUCCGAUCCUGUGCUCGAGAGGCCAGGUCAAAUACACUCCGACGAUCUGGUGGGGUGUAUUCAUUCCGUGUCGAUAAACGGUCGCGCGCUCAAUCUCUCGAGCCCGUUGUCAUCUCGGGGUAUCAAGUCGACUUGCCCCAGGUCCGAUGGUGGCCCGUGCUCAAGAUCUAGGGAGGCAGGCAACGCUUGUGGCCAGGGCAAAUGCUACGACAAGUGGGACAAAUCGACUUGCCAGUGCGGAAAAGUCAUGGCACCCAAUUGUCAAGGGGCUGUGGAACCGAUUACCCUCAGCGAUGGUGGUUACGUUGAGUACGAGAUUUCGGAGAAGCACAGGAGGAUGCAGUUGCUCGAAUACCUUUACGGCGGUACCACCCACUGGCACGAUGGUUUACCGUCUCGUUACACCGAGGAGAACGCCAUAUCUGUCAUUCCAACAUCGACACCCGCCAAAAGCAUACACUUGAUGUUUCGAACGGUGAAGCCCGACGGUAUCCUCGUCUACGCCGCAACCAAUAGGCAUUACACCUCCAUAGAGCUGCGCCACGGUCAAAUCAGUUACGCUUCGCUAUUGAGCUCCCCGGUAAACAUGAGUGGAUCUCACGAGGGUAGUUUGGCCGACGGACGCUGGCACAAUUUGACGUUGCACUCGUACGCGCGUGGAUUAAAAUUGUACGUCGAUGAAAAGCUCUCGGGCGAAGAGUUGGAUUCGGCCGGGGUGCACGAUUUUCUCGAUCCCUAUUUGACGCUGCUGACCGUAGGUGGUGUCAGACCUGAUCAAUACAUGGCCUACGACGGUCCACCCAAGCCAUUCGAGGGCUGCCUGGCUAACUUUACCAUUAACAGGGAGGUUCAGCCCUUCAAUGGCUCGGGAUCAAUAAUGAAGGAUACGAUUUACCACGGCAAAGUUAAUCACGGCUGUCGCGGUCCUAUCGGCAUUGCCGCGGCGACGGCAGCCGAUCCCUUGAGCGUUGGCGUGACCCUCGUCGUCAUUUUCUUCGUAAUCCUUCUCGUGGCCAUUUUGGCGAGUUUCAUCAUUUUUCGCUUGAGGCGCCAGAGUAAGGAAAAAUCGGCGACCACGGUCGUCAACAAGAACACCAACGCCAUCAUGACCGGUAAUACGCUGGUCGGUCCUCAGUCCGACAACAUCAUGACGAGACACGAAAAUACGUACAUUACGGAUGGCUCGGAUCUGAGGAACAUCAGUCACCUUGGACCCGAACUCAUCUCCAAGAAGUACAAGGAACGGGAAAUGAGUGCUCCCGAGCACCGUCCCCAAAGGCCGGACAUAAUAGAACGCGAGAUCAGCAAGUCACCCCUGAUCCGGGAUGAGCAUCCGCCGUUGCCACCGCCAACCCAAAGUUCCCUGCGCUCGCACGAGCACGGCCAAGAGCCGGACUUGCCGGAACAUUACGACCUGGAAAACGCGAGCUCGAUAGCACCGAGCGACAUCGACAUAGUUUACCACUACAAGGGCUACAGGGACGGUAUGAGGAAGUACAAAGCCACGCCACCUUCCAUCAACAGCUACGGCAACCAUCACAAGCACACGAAUCAGCAACACAGGCACGUGGGACCGUUUCCCCAGAGCCGGGCAAUGGCUCCACCCCCGGUGGGCCAGCCCCCAGUUUCUGCCCCGAAAUUACUGCAGAGCACCCCACUGGCUAGAUUGUCGCCCAGCAGUGAGCUUUCGGCCCAGCAGCCCAGGAUACUGACGCUCCACGACAUAAGCGGCAAGCCAUUGCAAAGCGCCCUGCUGGCGACUACCUCGUCGUCGGGAGGUGUGGGUAAAGACGUUAUGAACUCCAACAGUGAGCGGAGCCUCAACUCGCCAAUAAUGAGUCAAUUGUCGGGCUCGACGGCCAGCCGCAAAGUGCCGCAAUCCAACAACAAGGCAGUUAACAACGGGGUGUCCUCGGGGCCCAGGGGACUCACGGCCGAGGAAAUCGAAAGAUUGAACUCGAGACCGAGAACGUCGAGUUUGGUGUCGACCCUCGACGCCGUGAGUUCGUCGAGCGAAGCCAGAGGUCCUACCCACGGUCCGCUACAUCUUCACAGAAGGCACAGUCCACCGACCGAGAGGCUCAAGCGAAGAAAUUCCUCGACAACCAACGAAAGCGGCAACGAUAGUUUCACCUGUUCAGAAAUCGAAUACGACAACAACUCGUUGGUGGGCUCCAAGAGAUCCGAAAACAUUUACAGCAAACCAGACGACACAGUCGUGGCGAGGGCUAAAGAGAGCCCCCAGUCGACCAAGCCACCGCUUCCACCGAGCAUCAACUACGACGGUUUCGACAGUUCGUUUCGGGGCUCGCUGAGUACUCUCGUUGCCUCGGACGACGACAUGUCGACCCACAUAGGAGGUCUGUACAGGCCGUCUAGCAACGAGUCCCCGUCGACUAGCAUAGCCCUGAGCUGGGACUACUUGUUAAACUGGGGACCAAAUUUUGAGAGUCUGGUUGGUGUGUUCAUAGACAUUGCAGAGCUGCCCGACGGCAGCACUCGAGUCCCUAGUACAUUGAGACUGCCCAAUAAUAUUUCUAAGCCUUCCGAAGAGUAUGUUUAA